UGUGCACGCGUGGAGACUUCACGAGUGCAGAAGACUAGGCAGGCGGGGAGGAGGAGGAAGGGGGCGGAGAUUGAGCCACAGGAGAGAGGCGGAGGGAGAGCCCAGAUGAGGCAAGGUGGGAGGUGUGAAUGGUGGACGCGGUCGGGGGAGUGCGGGAUGCCGAAGAGGAAAGGUGGCAAGGCGGGGUAGUGGUGGCCCCAGGACGAGGCGGGGACGAUUGGGCAACGGCUCCUUUCAACCCUGCCUCGUUGGUGGCCACUGGAGAAGCGUGGGGGGCUCCCCAGGCAGCCGUGGGGACAAGUUAGAGCCAGCACUUUACCCUGGGCCUCGCGUGUAGCUUCCUGCCCCCUGUUUUAGGUGCCCCAGUGUCUGGAGGGGGGUCUGGGGGUGUUCCCUCCUUACAUGUUCCACCACCCAGGCAACCCUCUGGGGUCCUGUUCCACAUCGCUCUUGCUUCCUCAACAGUGGUCAAGAGGAACCACUUCAUAUCAUGUCCCGGUACAGCUACCAAAGUCUUCUGGACUGGCUCUAUGGGGGUGUGGACCCCAGUUUUGCAGGCAAUGGGGGCCCGGACUGUGCUGCCUUCCUGUCUUGGCAGCAGCGGCUGCUGGAAAGUGUGGUGGUCCUGACCCUGGCCCUGUUGGAGAUCCUGGUGGCCCUGCGGUUCAUCCUGAGGCAGACGGAGGAUGGUAGGGGUGGCCGUGGCAGCCAGCCACAGCAGGUGACCCAGCGGCCAGAGGAAGGCAAGGAGAGCCUGAGCAAGAAUCUGCUCUUAGUAGCCCUGUGCCUGACCUUCGGGGUGGAGGUGGGCUUUAAGUUCGCCACCAGGACCGUCAUCUACCUGCUCAACCCCUGUCACCUGGUCACGAUGAUGCAUAUCUUCCUCUUGGCCUGUCCUCCAUGUCCAGGAGCUAUUGUGGUCUUCAAGUUACAAAUGCAUAUGUUGAAUGGAGCUCUUCUAGCACUGCUGUUUCCUGUGGUAAAUACUCGGCUGCUCCCCUUUGAAUUGGAGAUCUACUACAUUCAGCAUGUCAUGCUCUACGUGGUUCCCAUCUACCUGCUUUGGAAAGGAGGUGUUUACACUCCAGAACCCCUCAGCAAUUUCAGGUGGGCUCUUCUCUCAACUGGCCUCAUGUUCCUUUAUCACUUCAGCAUCCUGCAGAUCCUCGGCCUGGUCACCGAAGUGAAUUUGAACAACAUGCUGUGUCCGGCCAUCUCAGACCCAUUCUACGGCCCCUGGUAUCGCAUCUGGGCCUCGGGACACCAGACUCUCAUGACCAUGACCCACGGGAAGCUGGUCAUCCUGUUCUCAUACAUGGCUGGGCCCUUGUGUAAAUAUCUGCUGGAUUUGCUCCGGCUUCCAGCCAAGAAAAUAGACUGAAGGUGCUUUUUUUUUUUCUCCCUCCCCGAGGAAGCAGGUCCUGACUUGACUUGGAGAACACCCAGUUCUUGAUGAAAUCAAGGGAGAGGACAGUAGAUGUUUGGUGUAUUUCUUUUCCCCCUCUCUGUCUUUUUCUUCCACCAUUCUUCCUUCCUCAGCUUCUCCCCUCAGGAUAUCUUAUUGUGCCUGGGGUGUGGUGCUGGGGGCAAGAUCUUUCUUCCUUUCCUCCCUUGACUCUGUCUCCCCUACUCCUAGUGGCCUUAUCUGGGGAGAUGGUAGUCAGUGGCCCUCUUGCUCUGCUUGUUGGUGCUUUAACAAUAGCUGGUUGAGGAGACAGGGAACAACAAGCAGUAGUUCUGCCUGUGUCACAGCAAUGAAAUUGGGUUGUGUUUCAUUUCUCCACUGCCAGGGACCUCCAUGCUCAUGCUGGGAUCCCCUAUCGUCUCCAGCACAGCCCCCACUGUAAGGGGACUUGAAGCCUUGUUCUCUACCAGCAGCAAGACCAGGGGAUUUCCCUCUCAAGGCCGAAAUAGAACCGGCCACAUUCUUCCCACUAGUGUCCUGACCUAAAUUAGGGAGCCACCCAGCCACUCCUUCCAGGAUGCUGCCUGGGGUGGGAGGUGAGAGCACCACUCCAGUCUAAGGGCAAGAUUCCAUUGAGCAGGGUUGGAGAACUGUUGUAGUGGUGAAUCUAAAGGGAAGAGGGUGAAAAUGUACAUAGUAUCAAGCAGUACCUGUGCAAACUGCCAAGGGUUCUCGGAUGUAAUCUACAUCUCUAUUAGUAGUGUGCAUAUAAAGUAAGAACUAAUCAAUGAAAGUGGUAACUUGAGAAACCUGUCAUUGGAACCAUGCUCCGUGUUCAUGUUGAUAAUAGAUCCCAUUCUAAACUGCAGUGCUCCUUUAGCAUGUUCUCCUUUGCCUUGCUGUGUCUAUGCCUAAGGCAGCUUCAAAGAAGAAUGACCGUCACAGAAUUUGAGAUUGUUUUCCUCUACUUUUUCAUUUGUCUUUGGAUGUUUGAAUUGGGAAAACCCUUGCAACAGCCCAUUUCUGGAAGUUCCUGGAGAUCCCAUUUCUGGGGUUUACAGCGUACCGAUGAAUCCUGGUUUGGGAAGGUACAGCUCCAGCCAGCAUUGUUUCUCCGGGGCUAGCUUUCUUCAAUAUACUCAGAUUCCGUGCUGAAUUGCAUAACAUGGUGGGAAGGCAUCACAUGCUUCCCACCCUCCCUGUCUUCAGAGCCUAGUUUGAAAGGGAGCUGCCAAGGGAUCAGGUCCCCAAAGGUGGAGAUUCAAGUGCUCCAGAAGGUUGAGCUUUCAUUGAAAGAGGUGUACUCAGUCAUGCAUGAACCUCAAGACGGGAGGCAAUAGCUGGAGGUUUUCUGACUCUGUUAACUCCUACUAGGAUCAGAUUUGCUACAAAGCAGAAAUGCUCAGCCUGACUUCCUCUAAUGAGCCUCCUCUGCCCUCUGCCACUCUAGAUAACUCCUUUGCCCUGAGCCAGUACCAGUAUUUCAGGCGUGUCCAUAUUAGACACAGAUUGAACUCCAGUGCCUCGGUGGUCAUGAUCUUGGAGGUAGCAGCAUGUAGGAACAUUUCUCUGAGUACUUGGAGACCUGAGGAAGCAGCCCUGGGAGGGACUGCGCUUUGACAGAGGUCUGCUGGUAUUGAGGUGGUCCAUGGUGGGCACAGGGAGCCAUAGAGGAGAGCCUUUGCUCCCCUGGAGCUCCUUGUAACAUAUAACCGCGGUUUUCUGCUUUCCUUGAGGGCUGGGCCAAAUUUUAUAGUGUCUCUCACCGCAGGGUUGCCCUCCAGUGGAAGCAUCUCUUGAGGGGUUGGUUCACCCUGCUGUGUGUCAAGCUACUUCAUGUAGGAGUGGCUGGUGAGGGAAUGUGCAAGGCCUCAGUGCCCCUUGGUGUCUUAACAAGGAGAAAGGGUGGAAAGGUGUCAUGCGAAGAGCUUCCAGGUACCUGGCCUGGCUAUUACUAGAACAUAGAACUGCUACAGGCAGAGCAUCUCUGCCUUAGCUGGGACCAGCUGCAGAAUACCACAGUGGUGUGACUGUAGGUACUUCUUUCCUUUCUGUCUCUGUGACAUGGCACAGAUUGCAAUCAUUUCGGGCUUUCCCUGCAUUGGCAUGCCUCCAAAAGCUCAUCUCUGCCCUGGCUACCACUCAGCACUUCAUUCUGGCAGGCAUUUUCUGGUGCUUGGAAGGAAAGAAGAAAGUGAAAGCCAUGAAUGAGCCUGGUAUGGCCCAGCAAGAGACAGAUACACCUGUCAGGGAAAGACGGGAGUGGAGGGAAGAUAUAGGGGUCCAAUUUGGCUCACAAACAUGGGGGUCAAAUGAAUAGCUAGCAGGAACCUUUCAUAGGUUCCACAAGGAACUCUGGCUUAUAUUUGGGGAUUUGGGGAUUUGGGGAUUGGCAGGCAUCUGAAUCAGCCUCACACUUUCCCUCUCCCUCUCCCUCUCCCACCUUAUCCAAGCCCACAAGGUGACAGGUAAUCUGGCCACAUUCAUACAUGGCAGCCUCUCUUGAGGGUGGUCCUCAUAUCUGUCCAACCUCCAGCCUGCCGCUGGCCCUAGUACUGGACCAAGGAAAAAGCUGCAGUUUGCACACCCAAGGACCAGUGGGCCCUGGCUUCCCAAUUUCUCCUGAAGGCUUUCCUGUUAGUUGAAGAGACCACCCUGGCCAAAUUUCCAUCUGACAUCUGCCAGUUUAUGGGAGCUCUAUGCAUUUGUGAGAGAGUCCCUGGAGUGGCCAGUUUCCUUUCAGAAAGCUCCAGGAAGGAAAAGAAGCACUCCUUCAAGCCCCAGUUAGCUAUGAUCAAGGGUCUAAGCCAAUGAGAACAGUCUGUUGAGCUGGCGUAUUUGUAGCAUCCACUCUCAAUAGCACAGUGCAAAGGUCCUCCUAACUCUCAGUAUUUGGUUUUGUAUACCAAAGAAGAUCAGGCACAACUUCCUCUCAGAGGCACGGUGACAUAUUCCUCUGUCAGCCUGUGAGGGGACGACGGGGUUCCAAAGUCUCAAAUUCCAUCUCCCUAAGUUGAUAUGCUCUCUUUCUCCAUGCAUCUCUUAGUAUUCAGAGAAGCUAUUUGCAGGGUCAUUGGGCUCAGCGGGCAGUUGGCACACUGUACUAUACAGUACCUCAGCCCGGCUGUCAGAUCAUCCUUUUUGCUAUAGCCUCCAUCAGCAUUUUCAUAUGUGUGAUCAUUGAUGAAUCAGUGUUUCCGGACGUGGGCACAGCUUCCCACAAAUAACAUGUUGUCAGCAGGUCUCCAAGAUCUGCAGUUGGGGCCAGGCCAUGCCCUGGACAUGAGCAGGGUGUUCAGGGGUGAGCAGAAGGGCCUUUCUCCCUUCCUCUAUCACAAAGACUUCCUGGAUUUGGGGACAUUGGCCCAGAAUCAUUUGUUCUUUUCAGAAGAAGAGUUUCCUAAUGGUUUCUUCUGAAGGAGAGAUGGUAGAGGAGAAACAAGGACCAUUUGUGACACUAAGACAAGACACUGGGGUUGGUUUUAGUUUACCAGGAGCAGGUACAUGUGAGGGAUAUCUACAGGCUGUUUGGGCUCCUUUGUUAGGCCCAGAUUAGGCAGGGGCCUUCUGUGCUGCCACUGCCUUCUGUGCCCUGGAGGACCCCCAAAAGGCUGCUGGACUCUCAGUGCAGCUUUGCCCUGGGAGCAGAGUGGCCACACACCCUUGAAUUUCCUAGAUGGGCUGUCAGCAAGCGGGAGUAAUCCUUCCUCAUGUGUAAAUACAGGGAGCUGAUAUGUGCUCAGAAAAACCCAGUUGCUUGCUGUUGUCCUUAUCUGUGGCAUUUUUGCAUAUUGGUUUGCUGCUUGGCACUAAGCAGAUAACAACUCCAGAAAAACAAGUCUCUUCAAGCAAAGGUGUUUUGGAAAUUCUUGCUUUUUUUUUCUGAUGUCAAUGUUGUGUUCUAUUUUAAAUCCUUCUUUUAUAUUGAUGUUAUUAUAGUGAAGAGAAAGCGAUAGGCUGAUGUGUAAUUAUUUCUACCAGGACAUUGGCAAAUGCCGCUGCCUCUCUUAUCUGCCCCCAUCCCUCUUUAUUUCCAAGCUAGGAUUGCUAUGCACUGGGCUGACCCCUUGCUUCCCCUUCUCCCUGCCCCACACAGUGGCUCCCUUCAGAACCAGUCUUUCUAAUGCCUCUAAUCGGCAGGGUGAACCGCUUUGUCAGGCUGGUUCUUGGGUGCUCUGUGCAUCCUCCUACAGUUUUGCUCACCUCUUGGGGUGUUUUGUAAUUUGUUUUCUCUGUUUUGUAAAACCUUUGAUUGUACUGAAAUGAUUUCUGCAGUCACCUUCGGAAAUAAAUGGUCCUUAAUUUGUGUACUCGGCGUUCUGAAUCUUAGUCUCAGGUGUUUCUGUUGUUGAAGAUCCCGGGAUGAAUAGGAACCUCACCGUGGGAUUUAUUGUUACAAUGUUUUCUUCAUUUUUUGUUAUUAAAAGAUUUAUGAGAACCCAAGAGUCUGGGCUUCCCAGAACCCUCUCAGAAGGCUCUCUACUUUGAAAAAUAGACAAAAGGGGUUGUUUUGUUAGCCUUGCAUGUACUCACUGGAGGACCCCCAAUGGGCACUAGGCUCUCAGUACAGCUUUGCCUUGGGAGCAUUGUGUUUGCACAGCCUUGAGUUCCCACACACUGCCUACUUCUGCCAAGGUUAACUCUGACCCAGCAUUUCCUCUUUGUGGGCUUUGUCUACUAGGGACAUUUUCUGGGCUCUCUGGGCCCUACUGUGCAAGGGAGCAGGCUGGAUGACUUGUCUAGAAAGGAGCUUUGUGAACAAACACUUCACAUACAAGCUUGCUCUACCCAAGUGUCCUUUGUGCCCAGCAGGGGUCAGACUGUUCUCUGGGGAGGAGUGAGCAAGAUAAACCUGCCCUUCGUGAAUGAGGCAUGCUUCUCCAAGGCGACCCUCUGGUACUACUGCCUUCAUACCACACAGAUGUCCUGCUCCAUCUUUGCCAGUGCUGUUGCUUCUGGAAGGCACACAGCCAGAGCUGCAGGUAGUACAGGCAGAUCACCACAUUUGCCAGGAUUUAGGCACCCAAGAUUUGAGUGAGGCAGUGCCCCGCAAUCCUUGACUAGAAAACUACCAGCUUGGGAAAUUCCUUUAUUUUCUUGUUGCCCGCCUUCUCCAUCUGCAAAGCAAUAGCAGCAACUGUGUGCCAGGCAUAGUGCUAAGUCCCUGUCUACAGGUUACCUCUGAUGGUCACUGACCCUAGAGCUUCCUCAGUGGGACACUGAGGUCUUGGGCCCUGCAAACAUCUUCAGCCUCAUUGCCUCCCUCUCAUACUCUCAAAAGAACCAUGCAUAGAUCCCCUUUGCUCCAGCCGUAUUGCACCGCACUGUCACACCAUGCCAUUUCUUUUUCCCUUGCUUUGCACUGUCUACCCCUUUAUCUUAUGGGCUCAGCUCCAGCGUUAGCCCCUUUGUACAGUCCUACCUGCCUCCCAAGAAUGCACUGGGUGCCUCUCCACUCUGUUCCUACAGCAUCUAGUGCUUAUUCCAGGGACC
Fukomys damarensis (Damara mole-rat) is the source of this 6898-nucleotide messenger RNA. It is a transcript of the gene Tmem164, whose product is annotated as transmembrane protein 164. The record is from RefSeq and is a predicted model, not a curated record. Lineage: Eukaryota; Metazoa; Chordata; Mammalia; Rodentia; Bathyergidae. The transcript is spliced from 7 exons. Bases 491 to 1381 code for a protein of 296 amino acids.